Messenger RNA from Alligator sinensis (Chinese alligator), 1405 nucleotides. RefSeq lists its product as uncharacterized. NCBI's taxonomy places the organism in Eukaryota, Metazoa, Chordata, Crocodylia, Alligatoridae. The coding region runs from base 277 to 636 and encodes 119 amino acids. The transcript has 5 exons. The record is from RefSeq and is a predicted model, not a curated record.
GGCAUGAUGACAGACUGCUGCUGCCUGACUGAACUCAGACUGCUCUGAUGAUCUUUGUGGUUGAGAUGCAGGCUACUUGCUGGCAAAUUUCUGCAGCCCCUUCAAAAUGCUGGACCAGGAAAAUUCAGGUAGACAGCUUGGAUAACACCCUGGAAAGAAUGGCAAAGGUUUUGCUGUGAGGAGGGAUCUCUGCUCAGCUCUUUUAUUGCCAAAGGAUAUUUACCUGGCACUGUAACAGCAUCUGCUAGAAGGAGACCCCUUCUUUCCCGUUUGUAUAUGGCAAAGUUUCUUGCAGAGCUCCUGGGCUGUACAUUGCCGGACAAGGGCACCCCUUCCAUGUUUGAGUCCAGAAGUCAGUCCUGUAUCAGCUUGAAGCAAAACACCAAGCAGAAGACUACAACUUUCAGCACAUUGGCCAAUGAGAAGUCUUUAUCUGAUUGCAAACGGGGCAAGAGAAGGCAAUGUCUUGCAUUGCUCAUACAGUUGGAUGUAAUCACUCAGUUUCUAUGGGGUCUUUCAGUCUAUUGGUCAGCUAUAAUUCUGGAGUGUUCCUUCUUUGUUCCUAUCCUGCAUUUGUUUAAAAAUCCAAAAGUCUGUGUGUUGGAGAAUAUGAGAGUCCAUCAUUGCAUUUUUUGAGUUAAUUUGGAGUUACAUUCAUGUUCUUUGUUUCUUAUGUAUGUGUUCACCUGGACCAGGUAAAAGAGAGAAUGGGAAAAUCCCAAAUAUGUUUGCUAUGAGCAGUGCAAUGAAGGGGUGCAAAAGAAACUCAUGAGCGAAGAAACCAUGGUAGCUUUUGGAUUGUUUUUCAUUGUGUAUCAUCAGAAGCUAUUAAUAGUUUUUGGGGGUUUUUUUAUGGCUUCAUGUCUAGACAAAUUUGUGGCAUUGUACUAUUUUUCUUGACAACCCUGCAUGGUAUUUUAAUGAAAGAGGGUCAGGCCCACAGUAUGUGAAAAUAAGUAUAGAUCAAUUGAAAGCUGCAAGAAAUAGUCAAUAAAAACAAAACUUGUGUGAACGGUUAAAAUGAAAUCAAAUGGUGUACUGACUGAAAACAGUAACAAAUUACAUUCACUGCAUGUCAGCUUUAUUUCUUCCUCAGUGGACUUUGAAUCAGUUUCUAGAAGUCUGUGCAUUUCCCUACUUAGGAUGUAAAUGGGCUUUGGAUUGGACUCUUCAUCUUUGUCAUUAAAAAAACGAAGCUUUAAAGUUUCACUCUUCUUAAUAUCUGCUGUAAAUACUCUGGCACUGAUUUUAAUUCACCUUUUUUUAUAGAAGAUAUUGUCUUAGUUUAUUAGCUGUCAUUGCCAUCACUAAUGUUGGAGUAAGCCAUUUCAACAAGAACACACCAAUCUGAUUCAGACCCUGUUUAGCAAAAUGCUUAGGUGCCUGCUUAGGGCUCACUGAAGUC